Molecule: messenger RNA, 1764 nt
Organism: Suillus bovinus
Lineage: Eukaryota; Fungi; Basidiomycota; Agaricomycetes; Boletales; Suillaceae
Exons: 9
Coding region: 1-1764 (587 amino acids)
Source: RefSeq, a predicted model, not a curated record
AUGCACAAUCUCAUGAAGCUGCAGAAUGGUGUGAAGAUGGACAUCUUUGAAGAAGAGCCUGCAGAUGUUUAUGCAGAUUGCGAAAUACUGGACUGUGAUAUGCCAGCUGCUCACAAACUCUCAGGCACUGCUGGGCACUCGCAUGACAUGCACCCAUGCCUUUACUGUGACACUGACAUCACAAAGGUUAAUACGCGUGAAGGAUUUGACUAUAGUUGGACAGCAUCAGACAACUAUCAUCUCCUUCGACAGUCUUAUUACUCCCGAGAUGCGAACCCUCUUCGUCAGAAAGCCAUUCUAGAUGACCAUGGUGUUUGCUGGGUUAUACUUAACCUUAUUGCCGGCUGGUUCCCAUCAAAGAAAACAGCUCUCGAUUUUAUGCACUGCAUAUUCCUAGGUAUCAUUGCGCAUCUAUUCAUGCGGGUACUAUUUGAAGGAUAUAUGUUUUCUGGUGUCGGGGGCAGAAAUUCACCUAAGCAAUGCUUCGAGGCCUUAAUUAACUUGGUAAAGUGGCCCACUCAUAUCACUCAUCUACCAAAAAAUCUUGGCGAAAAUCAGAGUCUGAAGAAGGCAGAUGAGUGGCGGAGACUCCUUACGAUCACUCCUGUCCUUCUGUGGUGGUCAUGGAAGGAUGAACACAACAGCAUCCCUGAUACAGCUCCUCCAGUUCCCCCCAAUGUCCAGGUACCUCAAUUUUCACGCAGGUGUCGACACAUAUAUGACGCCGUCCUUCUGUUAUGUGUUGGUGUACACCUCCUUGCAACACAAUCAAUCUCGAUGUCACAGGCUCAACUUGGACAAUCAUUCCUAUCUCAGUAUUGCCUCCGUUGCCUCAACUUGAAGAUUCAUCUCAUGAUCAACCACCAUGCAUCAAUGCAUAUUGCGGAUAUGAUCAAACUUUUUGGUCCUGUCUACUCCUGGUGGCUAUUUGCAUUUGAGCGGUUCAAUGGCAUGCUCGAACGUGUCAACCACAACGGUCAUGAUGACUAUGAAUAUGCUCUUUCGCUUCCAGAAGAUGCUCAUGACAUGGAACGAGCAGUGCUCAAUGAGAUCAUCAAUACCCAGGCACAGCAGCGUGGAAGCAUGAUGAUGGAAAUUGCUAUCUAUAGAAGCGAAGCAGCUCAUGAUAAUGUCCGCUUGCCACUUCGUCAAGCAAAAUUCAUCAACCUAUGCACUUUUGGACCAGAAGGAGUUCUUUAUCCCUGCCUUAUCGCCUAUUGUCGACUAAUUUGGCCUGAUCUCACCAUUGUCAAUGAUUUUUCCCCUGACGCAGGCAUUCCGUUCUUUGCCUCAAAAGUGGCUCGUGCUCUGACUUAUAUCUGCAAAGAUGGAAUUUGCUAUGGUUGCACUACAAAUAGGCGAACUCAAUCAGACGCCUAUGCUUUUAUUUCAUAUGAUCAGUCUUGGUUCCCAGUUGAAAUCACAGCACUUCUUGUUGUCGGAGUCAGCAACAAGGUCCCCCAUGUAUGCGCUCUUGUCCGUCGCUUCAAAUCUGACGAGAACAUUCCACUAAUGCCUUGGUCAUUAUUUGAGCAUACCCUCGGGAUUCAUACUUCAUAUGCGAACGAGUUUCUUCCACAUGAAGUCAUUCCUGUCUCACGCAUCGUGUGCCCUCUUGCCCUCAUUCCUGUCCAUUCGAACAUCAUCAAGAAAAAUCUCUGGGUUUCGGUGUCUUUUGAUCAUGUACAGCUCUCGACAAACAGAAUGGAACCUGAAGAAUACUUUGAUGAUGAUGAUGGAGACAAUGUGGGUGGUGGGCUUUGA